AUGAGGCCUCAGCAUGUUGAAGAUGGUGAUCAUGAACACCAUAGUAAUGAUAAUAAGAACAACAACUCUUCAUUUUCAACAAGUGCUUAUCACAUGGAGAGGGUUUUCCCUGUUUAUGCCAUGGGAAUUCCAAACCCAUUACACUCUUCUGCCUUUCAUAAUAACCAUUUGGAUAUUUCUCUUCACACCAUUUGGGAUCAUAUAAGAGAAGAAGCCAGGUUUGAGGCAGAAAGGGAACCAAUUUUGAGUAGCUUCUUGUAUGCAAGUAUUUUGUCACAUGAUUGCUUAGAGCAAGCACUAGCAUUUGUUCUUGCAAAUCGUCUCCAAAAUCCUACUCUUUUGGCAACUCACUUAAUGGAUAUCUUUUGCAAUCUCAUAAUGCAUGAUGAAUCUAUCCAAAGAUCUAUUCGUUUGGAUCUCAAGGCAUUUAAAGACAGAGAUCCUUCUUGUUUGUCAUAUUGCUCUACACUUUUGAAUACAAAGGGUUACCAUUCUUUGCAAGUGUACCGUGUAGCGCACGCUUUGUGGGGCGAGGGUCGAAAGGUAUUGGCUUUAGCUUUGCAAAGUAGAGUUAGUGAGGUUUUCGGCAUUGAUAUACAUCCCGCUGCAAAAAUAGGAGAUGAAAUUCUAUUAGAUCAUGGAACACGUGUGGUUAUUGGUGAAACUGCCAUUGUUGGAAACAGAGUCUCAUUGAUGCAAGGUGUGACUUUAGGAGAAACAGGGAAAGAAGGGGGUGAUAGGCAUCCCAAAGUAGCAGAAGGUGUUCUAGUUGGGGCAAGUGCAAUCAUACUUGGUAACAUAAGAAUUGGUGAAGGUGUUAAGAUUGUUGCUGGUUCUCUUGUCUUGAAAGAUGUUCCUCCCCAUAGCAUUGUGGCAGGUGUACCAGCACAUGUUAUUGGAUGCUUAAAUGAGCAUGAUCCAUCUUUAACCAUGAACCCAGAUGCUACAAAAGAAUUUUGA
Messenger RNA from Arachis ipaensis, 960 nucleotides. RefSeq names its product serine acetyltransferase 4-like. Lineage: Eukaryota; Viridiplantae; Streptophyta; Magnoliopsida; Fabales; Fabaceae. Gene Ontology annotation, cellular component: cytoplasm. Gene Ontology annotation, molecular function: L-serine O-acetyltransferase activity. The record is from RefSeq and is a predicted model, not a curated record.